This is a messenger RNA of Melampsora larici-populina 98AG31, 759 nucleotides long. RefSeq lists its product as uncharacterized. The transcript is spliced from 7 exons. NCBI's taxonomy places the organism in Eukaryota, Fungi, Basidiomycota, Pucciniomycetes, Pucciniales, Melampsoraceae. The record is from RefSeq and is a predicted model, not a curated record. The coding region runs from base 1 to 759 and encodes 252 amino acids.
AUGUUGUUUUCAAAACAAAUCAUCUUUGCUCUUCCAUUCAUCCAAGUAGCACUUACUGCCUCAAACUCAUCUCGAAACUCAACCGUCUGUAAGCCAAAGUCAUCACAAAAUUCAACGACUUUGCAUAGAAGCGCACGUCAAUCGGCUUCAGCUCAAGAUGGUAGUCCAACGGGUAACAUGACAGGCUCCUUGACCUCAUCGAACAACUUUAUCAACUUUUGUGUUUCUAAAGAAGCUCUGGGUGCCAAACUUAUGAACGGAUCACAAUCGGCUCACAAUUACUCAUGUAAUGGAAUUCCAAUGGGAAUGAUCCCUGCCCCAGAUCAAUUCCCAAGUUGUAAAUUUGUACACCCAAUUAACUUUUCAAACUUAAAAGCUAACACAACAUUUAACAUAAUCCUUAAAAUCAAGAAUAUGGUCACUGGAAAGUUUACUAACCCAACCAACACAUAUUUCUCAGCACCUCAACAAAUCUCUCCUAAAUCAAAACAAGUCAUCGGUCAUGCACAUGUAGUGAUCCAAAAGAUCUCAACCUUAAAUUCGACCAAAACAGUCAAUCCUACCAAGUUUAGCUUCUUCAAAGGUAUUGAUACAAGUGUAGGAAAAGAUAACACAAGUUUUGUUGAGGUUACCAAUGGACUACCAGUCGGAUCUUACAGGCUUUCUAGUAUGCUAAGUGCAGCUAACCAUCAACCGAUCCUAAGUGGAGUGGCUCAACGAGGAACAUUUGAUGAUGUUGUCUAUUUCACAGUUUCUUAA